CAAAUAAUGUCACAUCACGUACCACAUACAUGUUAACACAAGAAUGAGUGUCAAUGUCCUUGAACACACUUGAGACAAUUAGAGGUGUUAUUCUGUGAAACCCAUGAAAAGGCCAUUUUCUCAUGCAGUGUUUGUCUGCCUUUUAAACACCACAAAGCCACACAGAUCCUGUCUCCUUAAGGGACUUGCAUUUAUAUGAUCAAUAAGAUAAUUAUAUAUGGCAGUUUUUGUUUUGUGUGGCUAAAAAUAGUGGAAUAAGAAAAAAGAAAAAAAAAAAGAUUCAGUGCUUCUGCCUUUAAAAAUUCUGUACAGUGCUGUCCAUCGGUAAAGGUGCAGCAAAGUACAGAAGGUGAUUUCCAGAUGGGGCCUGUUUGUUCACUUAAGUAAUAAAACACAUUUUAUGUAUUCAUACAAUAAGCUGGUUUUACUUUAACAUGCAUCCUGCAUGAGGUGGUAAAAGUCGUCGGUAGGUGUGCUAGUAAGGUAUUCACUGAAAGCAAAGGUAUUAUUCGACAUGUCUAGGGGAUCUGGACUGGAUCUUUUCACUUCUGCACAUUGAUGCGCGUUCGACGUGGGAGUUUGUGGUGUGAAGUACCUUCUCGCGCUGUCCUUCGGGGUUCUCCUGCCCACAUGCACCCUGAACCCCAUGGUGGCCCUCCCGGAACCCCUGUGGAGCCGCUCCUCCAACGCACAGCUCUGCUAAGACGCCGUGGUUCGGGUAGCGGCUCAGGUAGCGCCGACGCAGACUAUCAUACAUGUUUUAUGUCUUUUGUUCUGCGUCCGCCACCUGCAGCUCUCUACAACGUUCGCACGAGAGCGCGCUUCGCUCACCCUCCCACCCCUUUCCCGUCAUCACCUCACCCGCGCAGUCCACGGGCGCGCGAACCGGAACCCGCGAAUAGGGGAAGCGGCGCUGAGCGGCGAGCGCUCUAUCAUCCGGCCCCUGAGCUCUCGUGCACGGUCUCUGAUCGGCAGGAAACGCCGAGGCCGGGCCGCAGCUCCGCGGAGUGAAGGCCAGCUUUGUUUGUUCGCCCGCGGAGUUUAUUCUCUAGCUCCAGCUUCUUGUUUCAUCUUCCUUGGCGUACCAAUUAUUGAAAAUUGUCAGUUUUUGUUGAUAAGCAUGUAAAAACAAAAAAAGACGUUUUAGUAGAGUUUCUUUUUUUUUGUCUAGCGACCUUGUAACAAGGCUUGUUAGCAUCGACUCUGGGACGCUUGGAGCGCGUUUUUUUUCCCCCGGUUUUAGGAAGAAUCAAACAAACGAAACCACGCGACCGAGACGAGCUCAUAACCGCGUCAGUUUUUUAUAAAGGUGCACUUUGGCGUUGCGGUGUGGGCACGGCGCCCCGCGUGCGGCAUUUUACGGAGAUGUUUCGCUGUUUUUGAACGUCUGCUUUUGGCGCAUCGGCACCUUCGGCUCACAUUUAAGAGCCCCCCUCGGAGACAGGCGAGGACUGCCAUGAACAACUCCGUGGAUAACACGGUCUCAUUUGAGGAGUAUGUGCGGCAGAAGGCACGCACUGUGCCGCAGCACCGCAUGAAGGAGUUCCUGGAAUCGUUGGCCAGCAAAGGCCCUGAGGCACUUCAGGAGUUCCAGCAGGGUGGCACCACCAUGGUCUACCAGCAAGGGGCCAACUGUGUUUACACAGAUAGCACCGAGGUGGCGGGCUCCUUGCUAGAGCUGGCCUGCCCUGUGCAGGUACAGGUGCAGCAGUCACCACAGCAGCAGCCGCAACAGCAGCAGCAACAACAGGCACAGCCACAGCAGGUGACUUCGGCACAGCUUUCCCCACAGUUGGCCGCUGCAGUACACCAGGCAUCAGAGCAACAGAUACAGGUCCAGGUGCAAAUCCAGGGUCAACAGCAGGCCCAGGUAGUAGGGCAGGUACUGCAAGUGCCCAGUCCCACCCAGCAGCAGCUGUCUGGCACCCAGUUGCAGACGGUGACCGCAGCCCAGCUGGUGCAGCAUGGGGAGAUUUCAGAGGAACAGCUGCAGCAGCACCAGCAGAUCCAAGCCCAGCUGGUGACCGUAGCUGGUGGACAGCAGAUCCAGAUCCAGACUGUAGGGGCACUCUCACCCCAGCAGCAGCAGGGCUCCCCAAGGGAGGGGGAGCGCAGGUCAAGUGCCACAGGUGGGGUCCUGCAACCUGCCAAGAAGCGUAAGGUGGAUAUGCCCAUCACAGUAUCGUAUGCCCUGCCCGGGCAACAGCUGGCCACUGUGCUAGCCAUCCCGCAGGGCCAGGGUCAGCAGCAGAGCUACCUGUCUCUGAGGCCAGACCUGCUGACAGUGGAUAGCACACACUUGUACAGUGCCACAGGCACCAUCACCAGCCCCACGGGCGAGACCUGGACCAUCCCGGUGUACUCGGCGCAGACACGCGGCGACCUGCAGCAACAGAGCAUCACGCAUAUUGCCAUCCCACAGGAGGCUUACGGCACCGUGCACGUGGCUGGCUCACCUGCCGAUGACAAGGACAAGAUGGUGGUGGCCGGCAAGCUUGCUGUGAGCCCCGCUCCUGUUGCCACAGCUGCUACUGUGACAGCGCCUGCCCCUUCAACAACAGCAGCCACAGGUGCACAGGAGGAGGUAGUGCAGACGCUGGCCAACACACUGUUCCCUGCGCAGUUCAUGAAUGGGAACAUUCACAUCCCCGUGGCAGUGCAAACAGUGGCAGGGGCAUACCCUGGAGCCACUCAGUCCGUCCACAUCUGGGAUCCCCAACAGCAGCAGGUGGUCCACACGCAAGGAGGAACCGGACAGGAGCAGCAGCAGCUACAGGGUCAGACGGUGCAGGUGGCCGAGGUGGAGAGCCAGCCACAGGCUCCACCUACCCUGCUGCUUCCAAGCACUCUCAAGCCAGAGGAGGGCUUGGAUGUGUGGCGGCUGUGGGCACAGGCCAAGAAUGCAGAGCUGGAGAAGGAUGCACAUACCAAGCUGGCACCCAUUGGCCGACGACAGCCUCUGCGGUUCCAGGAAGACCUGGUGUCAUGUGCUGUGGCAGAGCUGAACAUCGGUCUGUCUCUGAUGACCCAGGAGGCCCGAGGGUUGGAAGGCGAGCCCUUUGAACCAGAUGUGCUCUACUACAUCUUCCUCUGCAUACAGAAGUACCUAUUUGAGAAUGGCAGAGUAGAUGAUAUUUUCUCAGACCCAUAUUACCUGCGCUUCUCCCAGUGGCUACACCGCAUUCUGGAUGGUUGGAAACCUAGUGUGCACCCACUGGGUUACAUCAUUCCCAGUCAUGUGACUGAGGAGAUGCUUUGGGAGUGCAAACAGCUGGGAGCGCAUUCCCCCUCAACAUUGCUCACCACACUAAUGUUUUUCAACACCAAGUAUUUCCAGCUGAAGACAGUGGAGCAGCACAUGAAGGUGGCUUUCUCCAAAGUGCUUCGACACACAAAGAAGAACCCUUGCAAUCCCAAGGACAAAAGCACCAGUAUUCGCUACCUAAAGGGAGUGGGACUGCACCAUGUUGGUCAGAAGGUGACAGAUGACAUGUACGCAGAGCAGGCAGAGCACCCAGAGAACCCACUGCGUUGCCCCAUCAAGCUAUAUGACUUCUACCUCUUCAAGUGUCCCCAGAGCGUAAAGGGCCGCAAUGACACCUUUUACCUGACGCCUGAACCUGUAGUGGCCCCAAACAGUCCCAUCUGGUACUCUACUCAGCCAAUCACACGGGAGCAGAUGGAGCACAUGUUGGCUCGUAUACUCAUGGUGCGAGAGAUCCAGGACGCCGUUGCCAUGGCCUCUGGAAACUAGAGGAGGGUAAAGCAACCCCAGCUGGAGCAGGGGGGCUGACGUGGACCGUGCCCUUCAUCUCUUGCUUUUCACUUUCUGUGCCCCAACCCCUUCUUGCUCUUCUUGUCCUUUACAUGAGGAAUAAAGGACUGACCCCUUACUCCACGCCAAAUGCAGUUCUGUUUUACAAAGGCAAAAGGAAAACUACAGAACCGUUUCUGUCUCAUACAUUUUUUUUUUUCCAUUUUUUUUAAUGCAUAUAAAACCGUAUUUUUGAUUAGCUUCACAAAACAGCCUUUCCUUUUUGUAUAUCCAGCACAUCUGUACCCAUUGGAAUGAAUGAAGGGACAUUUGCCUGGAAUUUUCUUUUUAUUUUUCUGAUUUUAAAUUUCCAUUCAGACUUUGUUGGUAAAAAUUUUGUAAAUGAAAUACUGUUGGCCAAACUUUUACUCACUACAUUUGAGGAGGUACUCCUACCCCCCCCCCCCCCCC
Scleropages formosus (Asian bonytongue) is the source of this 4225-nucleotide messenger RNA. RefSeq names its product glutamine-rich 1 (gene qrich1). The coding region runs from base 1457 to 3754 and encodes 765 amino acids. The transcript is spliced from 12 exons. NCBI's taxonomy places the organism in Eukaryota, Metazoa, Chordata, Actinopteri, Osteoglossiformes, Osteoglossidae. The record is from RefSeq and is a predicted model, not a curated record.